Molecule: messenger RNA, 4162 nt
Organism: Centropristis striata (black sea bass)
Lineage: Eukaryota; Metazoa; Chordata; Actinopteri; Perciformes; Serranidae
Gene: mgat4b
Product: alpha-1,3-mannosyl-glycoprotein 4-beta-N-acetylglucosaminyltransferase B
Exons: 15
Coding region: 98-1741 (547 amino acids)
Biological process (GO): protein N-linked glycosylation
Cellular component (GO): endoplasmic reticulum; Golgi stack; endoplasmic reticulum-Golgi intermediate compartment
Molecular function (GO): acetylglucosaminyltransferase activity
Source: RefSeq, a predicted model, not a curated record
CCUCCCCCCUCCCUCCCCCUCCUCCUCUCCUCCCUCCUCCCCCCUCCGUCCCGGUCCUCCCCCCUCUCGGUGCGGACAUGCUCCCGGUUCUCCGGAGAUGAGGCUCCGUAAUGUCUCCUUCCUGACGGUCUCGUUGUUCGGGCUGUGCGGGCUGCUCUCCCUGUCCUGGUACACCGCCUUCAGCAGCUCCAGAGGAGAUGUGGUGGAUAUCUACCAGAGGGAGUUCCUGGCGUUGAGGGAGCGUCUCCACUCGGCCGAGCAGGAGAACCUGCGGCGCUCCAAAGAGCUGAACCUGGUCCUGGAGGAGAUAAAGAGGGCCAUCGCUGAGAAACAGGCGCUCAGAGACAUCAACCGCACCUGGAGCAGCCUCUCCGAGGAGACGAGGAUGAAGCUGUGGAAUGUGAGCAGCAGUAAAAACGUCCUGCAGCUUCCCUCCAUCUUCCAUCAUCUUCCUCACCUGCUGAACCGAGAGGACAGCCUGCAGCCGGCCGUGCACCUGGGCCAGGGUCGCACCGGAGUCUCCAUAGUGAUGGGGGUCCCCAGUGUGAAGAGGGAGGUGCACUCGUACCUGACGGACACACUCAGCUCUCUGAUGUCAGAGCUCAGCCCGGCCGAGAAAGACGACUGCGUCAUCGUCGUCUUCAUCGCAGAGGCUGACCAGCAGUAUGCCAGCAGUGUAGCAGACAACCUGAAGCGCCUUUUCCCAGCAGAGAUCCAGGCGGGUCUGUUGGAGGUCGUCUCUCCGUCCGUCCACUUCUACCCCGACUUCUCCAAACUCAGAGAAUCCUUCGGAGACCCCAAAGAGAGAGUCAGGUGGAGGACGAAGCAGAACCUGGACUACUGCUUCCUGAUGAUGUACGCUCAGUCUAAAGGAACCUACUACGUCCAGCUGGAGGACGACAUCGUGGCUCGUCCGAAUUAUUUCACGACGAUGAAGAACUUUGCUCUUCAGCAGCCGUCGGAGGAAUGGAUGAUCCUCGAGUUCUCUCAGCUCGGCUUCAUCGGGAAGAUGUUUAAGUCUCUGGACUUGUCCCUCAUCGUGGAGUUCAUGUUGAUGUUCUACAAAGACAAACCCAUCGACUGGCUGCUGGACCACAUCAUGUGGGUCAAAGUCUGCAACCCGGAGAAGGACGCGAAACACUGCGACAGACAGAAAGCAAACCUGAGGAUUCGCUUCAAACCGUCACUGUUCCAACAUGUCGGGACACAUUCAUCACUGGCCGGAAAGAUCCAGAAACUCAAGGAUAAGGACUUUGGGAAGCAGACCCUCCAUAAGGGACACGCCAACCCUCUGGCUGAGGUGACCACCAGCCUGAAGACCUACCAGCACUUCACCCUGGAGAAGGCCUACCUGGGGGAGGACUUCUUCUGGGCCUUCACCCCGGUCCAGGGGGACUUCAUCCGGAUCCGCUUCUUCACGCCGGUCCGCAUCGAGAGGUUUUUCUUCCGCAGCGGGAACAUUGAACAUCCUGGAGACAAACUGUUCAACACGUCGGUGGAGGUUCUGCCCUUCGACAAUAUUGCAGCAGAGAAAGAAGCUCUGACAGAAGGACGAGAGAAAACACCCAAAUAUCACCGAACAGAAGACGGAUUCAUCAGGAUAGGAAGGUUCCAGAACGGCGUGGCGGAGGGCGAGGUGGACGCCACCUUCGGCCCGCUGGAGGCCAUGAGGCUGUCGGUGCUGACGGACUCUCCAGUCUGGGUCAUCCUCAGCGAGAUCUUCAUAAAGAAGGCCGACUGAAGCCCGUCCCCCCUCAGCGAUACCUCAGGGCCCCUGAGCGUGCAGCGAGCCGACCGGGGGUCUCCAGCUGCCGUCCUGCUCACAGUUCAACGCCGCGGUGCCACGGCGCCACCCGCCGCAGGGCCAGACGGACCAGAGACUGGACCACAGGAACCUGGUCUCCUAGUCUCCUGGUCUCCUGGUCUCCUUGGUCUCCUGGUCUCCUGGUCUCCUUGGUCUCCUUGGUCUCCUGGUCCUUGGCCUCCUUGGUCUCCUGGUCUCCUGGUCUCCUUGGUCUCCUUGGUCUCCUGGUCUCCUUGGUCUCCUGGUCUCCUUGGUCUCCUUGGUCUCCUGGUCUCCUGGUCUCCUUGGUCUCCUGGUCUCCUUGGUCUCCUGGUCUCCUUGGUCUCCUUGGUCUCCUGGUCCUUGGUCUCCUGGUCCUUGGUCUCCUUGGUCUCCUGGUCUCCUUGGUCUCCUGGUUUCCUUGGUCUCCUGGUCUCCUGGUCUCCUGGUCCUGGUCCUGGUCCUGGUCCUGGUCCUGGUCCUGGUCCUGGUCCAGACUGAAGUAGCUCUCUGAUGCUGUAUUUGUGGUCUUUAUGUUGAAACACUGGAACCUGCUGAUCCUGAACCAGAGACUCUGAGGUCCGGACCCCGCCCCCCCUCCGUCCCUCAGUGUGUGUGUGUGUGUUGGUUUGCCUUAAUGGACUCGAAGCCCCGGACCGACCACAUGUAGCCGCCCGCCGCCACCUCCCACAAUCCUCUGCUGCCUCCCACCCCUGACCCCUGACCCCUGACCCCUGACCCCUGACCCCUCUGGUCUCUGAACUCUGACGGCAGCAGCUUUUACUUUUCUAUCAACGUCUGAAAAUGUUUGAUUUACGUUACUGAGGCCUUCGAAGUACUCUGAUACUCUGAUACUCACCACAACACUGGACUCUGGAGGAGUACCCUGAAGUACUUCAUAGUACCCUGAAGUACUCUAAAGUAGUUUAAAAUUGUUUAAAGUACCCUGAAGUACUUUACCCCAAAGUAGUUUAAAGUACUCUGAAGUACUUACAUGUACUCUUAAGUAGUACUCUGAAGUACUUCAUAGUACCCUGAAGUAGUUUGAAGUACUCUGAAGUACUUACAUAUACUCUUAAGAAGUACUCUGAAGUACUCUGAAGUACUUACAUGUACUCUACAGUACUCUGACAUACUUUCAGUGCCCUAAUGCAUUUUAAAGUACUCCACAGUACUCUGUUGUACUCUGUAGUACUCUGUAGUACUCUGUUGUUGUGUAACUUCUCGUCUUCAGUCUCAUCGACUCUUUUGUUGAUAAAUUAUAUAAAUUAUAAAAUAAUUCUUCCAGAUAUUUAAUUUAUUUUCUCUGUUGAGACGAUUCGUCUUUGUCUUUUUGUUUUUUUUUUGUCUUUUUGAGUUCAAUCACUUUAUUUCUCAGUUAGUUUGUUUCCUCAGUUAAAUAAUUGGUGCUUUAAAUAAUGAAAAUAAUUCAAAAUUAUAAAUCUUUAAGCAAACAAACAAGCAAACAAACACAUAAACAAACAAAUAAACAAACAAACACAUAAACAGACAAAACAGGCUUUGAUAUAGAAUAUUUAGCAUUAUUUUACAUUUUACAUACAAAUAUUAACAUUCUUAAACUAAUUAUAGAAAUUAAAACGGCUCCUUUUUAUUUAUAUUAAAACAAUAUAAAUUUAAAAAUGUAAAUGCAUAGCUAAAUAAACAAACAAACAGUGUUUGUUUGGUACCUUUAAAUAAAAUAAAAUAAAUGAAUAAAAAGCUAAAUAAACAUUAGUGUCAAUCAAUUGCUGACCAAUUAAAUAAAUAAAAAUAAAUAAAUAAGAUUGAAAUAAAUAGAUGAAUAAACAUUAGUGUAUGUUCCUUUAAAUUAAUUAAAAAAUUAAAAUAAUUUAAAUUAAAUCAGGACUGUAGUUUUAGUUUCAGACAAAUGCUGAAUAUUAGACAAAACAGAAUUUCUAAAUCACCUGAAGCAUUUUAUAUUUUCUGUAGAAAUGUUUUUUUAAUAUAUCAGCACCAAUAAAUAUUAACACCAAAAUAUUUCUUCAUAGGAAAAUAUCAGCUGAUUAGUUUUAUGAAACUUUAUGACUUGAUUUUUUUAAACUUUCCAACAUUUUGUCACAGUCAAAUAUUUCAACAUUUCCUUCAUUCAUCUGUUGAUUUGUUGAUUCUGGGUUCAGAUGAAACUUGGAUCAGAGGAACUUUGAGCUUCAGGAAACUUUUUGUUUUGUUUUGUUUUGUUUUGUUUUGUUUUGUUUUGUUUUGUUUUGUUUUGUUUCUUUUCUUUUCUUUUCUUUUCUUUUCUUCUCUAGACGCUGUGGACGCGUCGCUAUAAUCUCUGUUUGUCUUUUGUAUCUUUAGAUAAAAUAUUUAAACUUUAUCCAACCUGUGACUUGUAAUAAAGACAGAAAUUUAAAUGAG